Molecule: messenger RNA, 1893 nt
Organism: Micropterus dolomieu (smallmouth bass)
Lineage: Eukaryota; Metazoa; Chordata; Actinopteri; Centrarchiformes; Centrarchidae
Gene: nub1
Product: negative regulator of ubiquitin-like proteins 1
Exons: 11
Coding region: 174-1508 (444 amino acids)
Biological process (GO): regulation of ubiquitin-dependent protein catabolic process
Molecular function (GO): protein binding
Source: RefSeq, a predicted model, not a curated record
ACACUCUAACACUCUAACACACACUCUAACACUCUAACACACAGUGUUUGUUUCUCUGCUGCAGGAUCGGAGAGGAGUUCGGCCUCAAAUCCAUCAAACUGAUCCUGAACGGGAAAACUCUGUGUGUGGACCAGAGUCUGGAGACGCAGGGUGUGAAGAACCACAGCAAGGUGAUGGUGCUGAAGGUGAGCGACGCCGAGCUGAAGCAGCAGCUGAGCGAGGAAGAGGAGAAGAAGAAGAACCAGAACGAGAGCAUCCAGAGGACCCAGAAGGGCUUCCAGAUCCUGUCUGAGAGAGACGGCAGCGAGGACCCGGACACCACGCCCGUCCUGGAGAUCGCGGACCAGAGAGGAAACCCGCUGAAGAUCCCCCACAAGGAGAAGAAGGCCCUGAUCCUCGCCAUGGGUUUCCACGAGAAAGGUCGCUCUCUGAUGAAGAAGAAGCAGUUCGACAACGCUCUGUGUCACCUGCUGCAGGCCGACCAGCAGUUCAGUAAGUGCGGCUCGGCGCUGCUCAGCUCGGUGGAUAACUUCGCCGUGCUGCAGCUGGACAUCGUGUGGUGUUACCGAGCUCUGGAGGCCCUGUCCUGCCUGGACGACGGCAGGAGCCGGCUGCAGAGGGCCGAGGACUGUUUCCUGCAGUGCUACGGGGAGCAGCAGCAGAGGCUGCUCAUGAUCAAGGGCAACACGGGCAGAGAGGAGGUGCUGUUCCUGCGGCUCUACCUCCUGCAGAGUCUGCUGUCCUACAUCGAGGGGAACGACGCUCAGGCCCGACACCAGCUGGCCAAGGUGGAGUCUCUGUACAGCCGUCUGUGUCCGGACUCGGAGAAGAUGGAUCAGCUGAUGACUCUGGGUUUCAGCGAGAGAGAAGCUCGGCUCGGCCUCAGAGCCUGUCAGGGAGACCUGCAGGAGGCCGCCAUCCACAUCAGCAACCAGAGACAGGAGCGGGAGGAGCUGAAGCAGAGGGAGCGGCAGAAGAGGAGCAGGAGGAUGGAGGUGAUCUCCACCCUCGCAGAGCUCGGCUACUCCAGGAGGGACGCCGCCACGGCUCUGCACCACGCCGACGGGGACGUGGACAAGGCCUACGCAAUCCUCCUGGACUCCGCCCACGCCGCUCAGACCACCAACAACAACGCAGAGGGGACGGGCGGUCCGGAGCGCCUGCAGCAGCUGCUGUACCUGGGCUUUGACAGGGACGCGUCCGAGGCGGCGCUCCGGCUGACGGGCGGAGACGUCCAGUCGGCCACUCAGCUGCUGCUGGACAACCAGGGCGUCCUCUCCCCGGAGCUCCUGUCCAUGUCCCCGCCCUCCACCUCCUCCUCCUCGCCCUCCUCUGAGGAGCCCAGCACCUCCUCCACCUCCACAGCGGACAGCGAGCUGGUGAACGAGGUGCUGGAGGACAUCUCCCGUCACGAGGAGGACUACCUGGACCUGACGCUGGACGAGGAGAGCGAGCUCAUCGCCACCAUGAAGAGCUACCUGAGCCGAGGACGCGCGCGCACGGUGUGACGCGCUCGCCCGCAGAGAGCGUCACUCGUCCCGCAGCAGCAGCAGUUUAACCCCCGAGACUCCGCGGGAGGCCGAGCGGCUGAACCUCAGAGACGACCAGCAGAGAUCAGUUUGUGGUUCGUGAGUUCAGCUCAGGUCACAGAUUUAGUUCCAAAGUGUUUGAUCUCCUAAAGAAUCACUGACCGGGUUUCAUUAUUUGAUUUAAACGUCUUCAGGCCGCCGGCGUUUGCUUCUGACGUGUUUAUUAUGAAAUCGCUGCUUCUUAAAAGACGCCUGAUGUUUGUGACCUAAGUUUAACUUUAAUUUAAAUUCAGUUCAUGUCUUUGUUGAGGAUUUCUCUGGACUGUCUCACGUUGACGGAGCCAAUAAAGUUUGUUUGUGUUGA